GUGUCUGUGUUUAUCACUGUUGCAUGAAUGCAGGAAAGGUGAGACCGGUUUUACUGUGUCUGCAAACGUCGCGUCACGGAAACAUUCGGCGCGUGAACCGAUACUGUCGGCGCGCGGAUAAUGGUCGCACACAUGGCACAUUAUGGAGAAACUACACAACUGGACGAUGAUAAGAAUGGAGUUAUCACCCCAUCUGAUGUGAAGGACCAAUUGACUGACAGUUCUCACAGCAGCUCAGAUAAUACAGGCACAUCAACAGAGGAGAGCUCUGAGGAAGAGGAGGCCAAUGAAGAGGAAGACAAGAGAGAUUCAGACUCAGGAACACGACCCAGUGCAGAGCAUCACAUCGAUGAGCAGCUCAAGUUGUGCUGUGAGAAGUGUUCAGUGCUAAAGAAUACCAAAUAUGAGCUGGUCACCCCCAGGGAAAUGUCCCGAGAACGCCUGCUGCUGCAGUUGGAUGGUGAGGGUGUGUAUGAGUGUUCACACACCGGACUGGUGUUUGAAGUCUCUCAGCGGGUGAAGAUCAUAUACCGCAUUCUCUCCUGGAGCAAGUACAGCAACUACUUGAGUGACUCGUGGAAAUUUGCUGGGCCCAUUUUUGACGUGGAUUGCGACUCGUCUAUUCUCAGAUCCGUCCAGUUCCCGCACUCGCUGUGUCUGGCAGAUAAAGCCAACGAGGUGACGUUCAGCGUACUGCAUGUGAAGAACAGUCGCGGUCUGAUCGAACCAUCGGCCGAUCACUCGGCCAGUCAUGUCAAAUGGAACGUGUCAUCUCUUUCUCCCGUGGGUCCCGUCGUCCAGACGUCUAAAGCAGCAGAGCAUCACGGGGUCGUUCAGGUGUUCAAAGAGGUCAGCCAUGAGAACACUUUCUCCUUUAAAGUUUACCUGGCGGGAAACAACUGCUCUGAGGUCAAGAACAUCAGAAAGGAUAUUCAGCGGGCGAACAAAUGCAGGAGCAACAAGAAGUAUGUCCAAGUAUACAAGCCACCUACAUGCAUUCUAGAAGAGAACAGGAAGUACCGGCUCACCAGCGACCCGGUCGGCCACAUCACACCAGAGGACAUGCUGUUCAGCCCCGCAGUCGUGGAGCUGAAGGGAUACUUCGAGGUGUUCUUUGAGGAAAGUCCUCCAUUCAAACUCUCUCUAAUGGAUGCUGAAUCUGGUCAUACUGUAUGGACCGCCACCAUCAGAGAGGGAGACUGUGUGCAUAAUGUGGAUUCCCCCCCGAAACAAACUCAAGGCAGAAAGAGACACAGCAGCACAUUAGAGGAGGAACUCGGGAACAAACCCAAGAAGAAAGCUCGAUACAUCGAUGAGUCAGAUUGUAAGCGGGCCGUGUCCGCUGACCUCACUGACCAGCAGCUGAUGCAGGUGGCCAAGUGCAUGGGGAAAGAGUGGAGGAUCAUGGCCAUCAGCUACCUCAGCCUCAGUAAACAGGAUCUGGAGGAGCUGGAGGAGGGAGAGGAGGACGUGACCAUGCUCAAGUUCAACAUGCUGGACCGCUGGAGAAGAAGACAACCCAAAGGACAGGCAAGAAUCCAGGAGCUUCAUACAUGUUUGAAAGACAACGAUGACGUGCCCAAUGAAGUCAUGGCUGUGCUGGACGAGAUGCUACGAAACAAUUCAGAUAAAUGAAUCGGAUGGCAGACGUGUGAACUCUGAGAUUUGAUCACAUUCAUCCACCUGCCUCGAUUCAUACUGUCUGUGACCUCUGACCCCCAACAACCACUAUAAAACACAGAAUGCCUCAGGAGGGUCCAGCUAAUCAUCAGGUGUACAAACACUGUCAGAAACGUCAUUUUAACCACUGUUUUUCCUUAGAGAACGCAAUGAAAGGUGGAAUCGUGUGAAUCCGACAAGGCUUGUGGUGAUUCUAGAAUCUGGUGCUGUUUACAUCUCAAUAAUUGAACUGAAUUCUUGACUGCAUGUUUUUUUUACUACUGUAGAUUUUUGUAGAUGUACAUAUUUUAUUGUUGGUUAUAAAAGAGCUUCUGCACUAUUGAUGUUUACUGAUUUAUGAGCUAUGAUAAUAAUGUGCAAAUGUGUUUUUAGACACUUAUUGUGAUCUCAGGCGCUGUCAUUCUGUUACGACCGAUGUAACUGUGACAUUACAGCACAUCAUCUCAUGAAAUUCAUGUUUUGAUGCAAAACACAUUCCAGAAGACGUACUGAUCUCAAUGACCACAGGUUCAUAUCAAGAAACUUUUCAAACGUACUUGAAAAUGAAUUGAAAAAGUUAGUUUUUAUAGACGUUAAGUGGUGUAAUGCGAUAUUGGUUGAGAAUAUUUGUGUAAAAGCACUUCAUCAGUUUAUCUUUCAUAUGAUGUACUUUCUCAGGAGAAUCUGUGUAUUUUGAGGGAAUUCGAUUCAUCAUCUGAUUUGUCUGUAAAUAAACAGAUUUGAAGAAGUGGUGAAAAUAUUUACUGUAACUGCAGAAUGUCACUAAACCUGUCAAGAAAAUGUCCUUGCAAUUAUAUUUUCCAAAUAUGAAAUGAAGUCUAUUUUCAGGACCAUUACGGUUAUUUUCAUGAAAGUAUUUAUACAUCAUAGCAGUAUUUAUAGGAGCCUUUAUGCUGAUUGAAAUAAACAUUGUAUUAUAGUAGUUUUUACUGUAAUAACAAAACCAUGCAUUUUUGUGAAGGGGAAAAUGUGCAACCUUCAGGACAUUUUCGACUUUUUCAGUUGAGUUAUUUUCGAUCAUUUUGGUUAAUGCCAACGGCUUACAUUUUGCCAAAGCUGUGUAUUUUUUGGGGAAUUUAUAUAU
Xyrauchen texanus (razorback sucker) is the source of this 2764-nucleotide messenger RNA. RefSeq lists its product as uncharacterized. Gene Ontology annotation, molecular function: protein binding. NCBI's taxonomy places the organism in Eukaryota, Metazoa, Chordata, Actinopteri, Cypriniformes, Catostomidae. The record is from RefSeq and is a predicted model, not a curated record. The coding region runs from base 121 to 1635 and encodes 504 amino acids. Gene Ontology annotation, biological process: regulation of DNA-templated transcription elongation; mRNA export from nucleus; signal transduction. Gene Ontology annotation, cellular component: THO complex part of transcription export complex. The transcript has 15 exons.